AACACGUGGUUUACCGCAAAACAAACGCUAAGGUUGUCAUACAACGGUCCUUUAAGAGUUAGUAAACGACUUACUGCUACAUGUAUUUCUUAAAAUCGAGUGUAUAAAGUUGGGAACGAAGUAUCUUGAAAGUUUAAGGGUGUAUAUGUGAUUAGAGUGAGGUCGUAAGAUUAAUACAAAUAUGACGCUAAAGAUUUUUCUUGUAAUUAUUGUAAUUGUCGAGUGUCAGUCGCUUGCGCACUCCGACUGUCCCAAUGUGAGAAACCCACUGAGUUUGAUGAGGAAAAGAAGACAUUUGGUAUUCCCAGAUGGAAGUAAUGCUGUUCUUACUGCGUCACUAGUGAAAGCUUUUAUGACACACGCUCCGUCCGGGUGGAACAUAGCAUUAGAGAUUGACGUUCUUUUCCCGCUUCCCAACGCGAAUUUCACCCUGGCACACGGCAGGAGGAAACUGCACCAUAGACAGAAAAGGGAAUUAUGGGACAGACUUCAGAACUCUAUGAAUUUCCUCAACCUGAACGGGCAGGCGUGUAUUCUAAAGAGUAUAUGCGAGGCCAAAUUCUACCUAGCGCCCCAAGGGAAAUCAUUACUUCAUGACGUAUUAAGAGCUAUAUUUACAGCGCCAGUUUUUGAAGAAUCUUUCAGAGAAGAAAUUCGUGGCUCCUAUGACGAGCUACUGGUUCCGAAAUAUUGUGAAGAAUUUGCAGAAUGUCCGUUGUCACUUCUCAACUUCAUUUUGAUGAACAAUAAAAAUUAUAUUUAA
This is a messenger RNA of Amyelois transitella, 763 nucleotides long. RefSeq lists its product as uncharacterized. NCBI's taxonomy places the organism in Eukaryota, Metazoa, Arthropoda, Insecta, Lepidoptera, Pyralidae. The record is from RefSeq and is a predicted model, not a curated record. Bases 182 to 763 code for a protein of 193 amino acids. The transcript is spliced from 5 exons.